UUAUCGGUGACAAUGAUUGGUGGUAUGCUGCAUGUAUCUGCAACAAGGGAGUUGUUGCAUAUUCCAAAAAGUUUUUCUGUCCAAAGUGUAACAACAUAUUUGGACAAUUGUGCCAAGGUAUCGUGUCAAACUUAGAGUAAUUGAUGAAAUAGACUCUGCUACUUUCAUGCUUUUUGAUCGUGAUUGUAAUUUGCUGACCAAGAUGACAUGUUCUGAUUUGAUUACUGAAAUGGAUCGGGAAGAUGAGCCAACAAUUAUGCCUAGAGUUAUUGGUGGUUUUAUUAAACAAACCUUUCUAUUUAAGAUAGAUGUCAAAAAUGAUGUGAAAUCUGGAUUUAAACAUUCAUUUCGCGUCAAAAAUGUUUGUGCCGACAAAGAUAUUAUCACUAAGUUCAAAUAUGUUGUGAAGGUGGAUAAAACUCUCUUACACGUGAGUUCAUUUUGUUUUUUGUGUAAUAUGUGAGUGUCAUGUUCGUUCAU
Vicia faba (fava bean) is the source of this 480-nucleotide messenger RNA. NCBI's taxonomy places the organism in Eukaryota, Viridiplantae, Streptophyta, Magnoliopsida, Fabales, Fabaceae. The record is from the annotation of a GenBank genome assembly.